UGAUUAUUUGUGUAAAAGGAAAUUGAGCCAUGAGGUAUUUGGUGAUGAGUAAAAGUUCUAUUAAAGUACUAUUAAAAACAAUCUCUGCCAGCAGGGGCGUUAUAUUUCCAGAUUAUUUUGUGAAAGAUUUGCUUUAAAUAAGAAAUAGUGUACUUACAAAUCUGAACAUUUGACCUGGGAAAUAUUUAUUUUUCAACAACUUUACUAAGGAGGGAGUGACAUUAAUAACAGACUUCUCAUAUUUGUAUUUUUAAGAUUCUUUUUACAUGUUCAGAAAGUCAAGAUAAUAGUUGUUUUGAAAGCAGGCCUCUAUAUGGUUGAAAGGACAGUCCAACUGGUUUUAAUCUGUCAUAGUUCUAAGAAACCUGAGCACGAAACCACAGUGGAAAUCCCUUAUAUUAUGUUAGCAGAAAGUUCUAGUGUCUUCUUGACUAAAAUGAAAGGUAUUCAAGGGUAAUUAAUGGAGAACAGAAGUUAGGUGCGUCUUUAUGAACACAAAAUUUCCUGGUUUUUCUUUUUAUCCUGUUCAGUCCUUGAAUUUGAACAUGUCUAUCUUGAAAAUCUUCCAAGCGCUUCAAUGUAUGAACGCAGUUACAUGCACAGAGAUGUCAUUACGCAUGUAGCAUGUACUAAGACAGAUUUUAUCAUAACAGCCAGUCAUGAUGGACAUGUAAAAUUCUGGAAAAAAAUAGAAGAAGGGAUUGAGUUUGUUAAACAUUUUCGUAGUCACUUAGGAGUUAUUGAGAGUAUUGCUGUUAGCUCAGAGGGGGCUUUAUUCUGUUCAGUUGGAGAUGACAAAGCAAUGAAGGUGUUUGAUGUGGUAAAUUUUGAUAUGAUCAACAUGCUGAAGCUUGGCUACUACCCUGGUCAAUGUGAAUGGGUAUAUUGUCCUGGAGAUGCCAUAUCUUCUGUUGCCACAUCUGAGAAGAGCACAGGAAAAAUAUUCAUCUAUGACGGACGAGGAAAUAACCAGCCACUUCAUGUUUUUGAUAAACUCCAUACAUCCUCUCUUACUCAGAUACGGUUGAACCCUAUCUACAAAGUAGUAGUGUCUUCUGACAAAUCUGGAAUGAUUGAGUACUGGACUGGUACUCCUCAUGAAUAUAAAUUUCCCAAGAACGUGAACUGGGAGUAUAAAACAGAUACUGAUUUAUAUGAAUUUGCUAAAUGCAAGGCUUACCCAUCCAGUAUAAGUUUUUCACCUGAUGGCAAGAAAAUGGCUACUCUUGGGUCUGACAGAAAAGUUAGAAUUUUCCGGUUCUUGACGGGGAAGCUCAUGAGAGUCUUUGAUGAAUCUCUGAGUAUGUUUACUGAACUUCAGCAAAUGAGACAACAGUUACCAGACAUGGAGUUUGGCCGACGCAUGGCUGUUGAGCGUGAGCUGGAGAAAGUGGAUGCAGUAAGAUUAAUUAAUAUAGUUUUUGAUGAAACUGGACAUUUCGUUCUCUAUGGAACAAUGUUGGGAAUUAAGGUCAUAAAUGUAGAGACUAACAGGUGUAUUCGUAUCUUGGGCAAACAAGAAAACAUCAGGGUGAUGCAACUAGCUUUGUUCCAAGGAGUAGCAAAGAAACAUCGUGCUGCAAUCACUAUAGAGAUGAAGGCAUCUGAAAACCCUGUUCUCCAGAACAUCCAGGCAGAUCCGACAGUAAUCUGCACAGCUUUUAAAAAAAAUAGGUUUUAUAUGUUUACUAAACGUGAACCAGAAGAUACAAAGAGUGCAGAUUCUGACAGAGAUGUGUUUAAUGAGAAACCUUCUAAAGAAGAGGUCAUGGCAGCCACUCAGGCGGAAGGUCCCAAAAGAGUUUCAGACAGUGCCAUUAUCCACACAAGCAUGGGAGACAUUCAUAUCAAGCUUUUUCCUGUUGAGUGCCCCAAAACAGUGGAAAACUUCUGUGUACACAGCAGAAAUGGCUAUUACAAUGGACACAUAUUUCACCGUAUUAUCAAGGGUUUCAUGAUUCAGACUGGUGACCCAACAGGUACAGGAAUGGGAGGUGAAAGUAUUUGGGGAGGAGAAUUUGAAGAUGAGUUUCAUUCAACUUUACGACACGACAGACCUUAUACACUCAGUAUGGCUAAUGCAGGACCAAAUACCAACGGAUCCCAGUUUUUUAUAACAGUAGUGCCAACUCCUUGGCUAGACAACAAGCACAGUGUGUUUGGACGGGUGACUAAAGGAAUGGAAGUUGUUCAGAGAAUCUCAAAUGUGAAAGUCAAUCCCAAAACUGACAAACCCUAUGAGGAUGUCAGCAUCAUUAACAUCACAGUGAAGUAAGCUAGGAGUUGAAGGUUCCGGCUUUAAAAGAAAAAACAAAAAACCACACCCCUCAACAUUGUGGGACGAAAAAGGACUCAGAAAAGAGAGAUUGCUUUUGAUAGUUCUUGGAUGUAAGAAACCCCAGGGCACAGCAGACAGUUCUACUACUUUUUAAGGUAUCUAAAGUGCCCUAAGCCUGUAUUUUUAGUAAUUUUGUAUUUUAAAGUAAAACUAUAUGCAUGUUUUUUAACGUC
Struthio camelus australis is the source of this 2511-nucleotide messenger RNA. The record is from RefSeq and is a predicted model, not a curated record. NCBI's taxonomy places the organism in Eukaryota, Metazoa, Chordata, Aves, Struthioniformes, Struthionidae.